Messenger RNA from Pelodiscus sinensis (Chinese soft-shelled turtle), 3462 nucleotides. The record is from RefSeq and is a predicted model, not a curated record. NCBI's taxonomy places the organism in Eukaryota, Metazoa, Chordata, Testudines, Trionychidae.
AUUUCUGAGAGCACUGGUGCCUGUCAAAGGAGCCACUAUGGUAUCUGGGCUCCUGCAGGGUUAGGAAUCCAGGCUGCUCACUGUCUGACCAACCCAUUGUGCUUGUCCAUUGCUCCCAGAUCCCUCCCUGCACUAGCUUGGAAACUUCCAUCACAAAUAGCGGCUUGUCUUUGGGCAUUUCUCCGCUGACCCUUCUGUCCUCUUGCAGGCUGCUCCUCCAGCAUCCCUGACCAGUCACCCUGGCGGAGCUCCGUGGAGUUCCCAGGUGCCCUCAGUUUGGGGCAAUCUCCCUUUGCAGAAGGGCUAAGCAGGCAGCAGCUUCGAAGCCUCCUGCCCGACUCUGGCACAGGAGUGACCAACAAAGGAAGUGUGGAUGACCGGAUUGAUGCUGUUGGGCCUGAGAGAUCCCUUGCUGGCCUGACCAGAGGCGCUGCUAGCUCUUCACCCGCCGCAGGGCACACGGAGUACCUCCUGGGCAGGCAAGGCUAUGAAGGGUUAACUCCCCUCUCUGCACUGGGGAGGAGGAGCAGAGAAUGUGCAGCAACCAUGCUGAAUUAGCAGCCCUGUCAACUGCACAGUCGGACCAGGCUUGGGAAUGGGCUGAAGGGAGAGUAAGUGGUGGGCUGGCCCAGCCCCGACUGCCCCUUCCUGAGGCUGAGGUGAGGUGCCGAGGGGAGCUGGUCUCUAGCACCAAGAAGAUGCAGCAGUUUGACCUAGAUGAAUCUAGCGCCUCUGAGGGAGGAGGAGGAGGGGAGGAGGAAUCCUGGCUGCUCCCUGGCUUUGGCAGCUCUGCUCUGCAGCAGCGGAAGGAGGAAGUACUGGGGACGAGGGCUGGCAUGGAUGACUUCAAGGAGUUUCUCCAUGGCACGCUGGGGAUCCACCUCUUUCACUUCUGGAUGGACUGUGAGACUGUCCUGGAGCACACACAGUGCUUGCAAGCUGGUGCUGCCCAGCGGGAGGCCCAGCUCCUCUGUGCCAGCCUCUGCCGGAACCUUCAGGACAAAUACAAGUUGAGCCUGUCUCUGGCCUCCCAGGAGCCAACGGGCGAGACUCGGGGCAGCAUGGAGGCAACUGUUAUUGUCUUCAGAAGGAGUCAGUACGAUGCGCUGCGACGCCUCCGCGCCUACUGGGUUCCCAGGUUUCUCCUCCACCACCAGAGAACCAGACCCCUCAGGGCUAGCCCCACCCCAGGCUCCUGGACCAAGCCAAGAUCGCCUGUGAAUGCCGACUUCCUGCCUUCACUCAAGGUGUCUGCAUCACUUCCUGUUGUGGGUUAUGGAUGCACGAGCCACACGAAUAGAAGCACAGACCGGUUCAGCCCCAUGCAGCUUCCGCACUCGGGUGCAAGCUGGCGAGGGAGGAUUGCGUCAGCUCAUCAGCCAGAUCUCCCAUGGAACCUCUGUGACACACCAUUGACCUCCCACUUCCUCCAAGCACUAAGGUGUGAUCGUGGGGCAGGGGGGAGCUUUCUCUACUACCUGACCAGGUUUGAGGAUGCUCAGAAGGUCCACAACUACCAGCUAUGGCAAGCUUUGGAGGAGCAGCAGGCCACUUGGCAGUGGCAGGCAGAUAGGCUCCAGCCCCAUCGCUCAGCCUGGCAGAUCCUCCACGUGUACUUGGUGCAUGGUGCGCCAUGCGACGUCGGACUCAGCUCCGAUAUGCCACAUUACAUCCAGCAUCUCCAGGCAACGCUCAGCUCCAGCAACCAACCCCUGGAGCCUUUGGCCCUGGAACCGGUGGCUCAGCAUGUGCUUGCUGUUCUCUCUGAGGCCUGGCUCCGCUACCUCCGCUAUGAGAUAGCCACCUUCUUAGAGGCCAGGAAGAGGCAGGGAAAUACCAGCUUUCAUGCCCAGGAAGGCAGCAAGCAGCAGAGGAGGCAGCAGAAGAAAGCAGCCAAGCCCCAGGGCUCAGACAGCGCUGGCGUGGCAAGCAGGGAAGGGUCAGUGACACCACAGUGCCCCCUGGAUCUGCUCAACAACAAGGUGGUUUUCAAAGCCUAUAAAAAGGCGGCUCAGGAAAUGCAGGAUGUGGGGCUCCACAGGGUGCUGGAGCUAAUGCAGAAGCUGGAGUGCUGCCAGGCAGCCCCAGAGGGCAGGAAGCGGCUGAGCUGCGUGGACCUCUUGGACCUCUGUGGCCAGCAAGGGGAUGAGGCACUGAGCCGUGGCCUCCCCAGGGAGCUGAGAAAGAGACUGAGGGCAGAGGUGGGCCGGGGAAGAGUCAGCGACUCAAGCCUGGGAGAUAUCCAAGCGGCCUUGCUUGCACACAUGGCCCCGGCGUUUGAGAGCUUCUGGGCCGAGGUGAGCAAUGGGCUGGGCAGGCACGGAGUGCAACCCUUCAAGAUCCAAGACAAGCGCUGGCCCAAGCUGGAGCCACUCCUGCAUUUGCUGGCUUCCAAGGUGGCCCUCAAGCGACUAAGGAGCAGGAAAGCCGUUGGGGGGUCAGCAGCUACAGCCCAGCCCAGCCGGGAAGACAAGGGCUCCUUCGGCCAAUUCCUCAGGGCUGCUGCCGAAGGCUGGCCCACCCUGGAGAUGCUGCACUUCCUCAAGCACCUGCAGGUCCACGGCCCCCGUGUGCUGGAGCAUGGCCUGCAUUUCCAGCUGGAGGUGCAGAAGUUCAAGAACGCCCACCAUGCUGUGCCAGACAGGGCUCUCCUGAGGAAGAAGGUGCAGGUGAUCCGCAGCUGCUUCCUAGUCUCCCAGCUGGAGCCCCGGCUGCAGGUGCUGGUGGAUGCUGAGACGCUGGGGAGAGCUGUCCGGGCAGCAGAGCAGUCCCUCCAGCAGGAUGCUCCAGCCCCGCCUCCAGGCCUGUUUGAUGAGCUGAGGGACUCAGUCUCCAGCACCCUGCUGCCAUACUGGGCUGGGUUCCGGAAGGCCUGGCUGAAGCGGUCACUUGCGAGUGCCCAGAGAGUCCCGGUGCUGAGAGCCCAGCAGCUCCUGCAGCAAAGCCAGGCCCUGUUGGAGCAGCCCCAGGGCCCGCCGCCACCAUGCCAGCUGCCUCCUCUGCAGCCGCGCCCCAACGUCAAGGGGAACAAGCAGCAGGACAGUGUCACUUACACCUUCUCCAUCAGCAGGGGCAUUGCCCUGAAGGCCACCAGCAGAGAAGAUACAAGCUCUCAUAGCAGCCGUCCUCCUGUGCUUGGAAAUGUCAAGAGAUCAGCCAGAGUUCAGCUUCCUCCCCGGUCGGAGGUACCGGUGCUGCCGUGAGCAGCACAGAAAGCACUCCAGCCUACAGUGUUCAAUGAGGAGCUGUCACACUGGCAACACGGGUGGUAGCUAGAGGUGGCCAUUGGACUGCAAACUCAAGCUCUGAGCUGUUGUAAUAUAGGGAAGGCAAAGGGACACGAGCUAGGAGACCGAUCUGGGAACAGGGACCGUGCUGCAGGCUGGCAUGGUAAAGCAAUGCCCAGGCACCUCUUGGAAGUCCUAGGCCCUGAGAGAAAACCUAGGGCUGUGUCUACAUUGG